Bursaphelenchus okinawaensis is the source of this 2468-nucleotide messenger RNA. Lineage: Eukaryota; Metazoa; Nematoda; Chromadorea; Rhabditida; Aphelenchoididae. The record is from the annotation of a GenBank genome assembly.
AUGUUUGUUUGUAUUCCGUUACAACGAACGGCUCUAAUUAACAGUUACAGGGCUUUGGGACAACAUAACACAACACACACAAUGGUGGCAUUGUCGGUCGUCGUGCUACAGCUGAUUACCGCGCUUCUACUGGUUGUUGACGGGUAAGUGGGGAUGGUAAUUUAUGGUAUAACGAGGCUGUAUUUGGUUAUUCUGGAAGUUUAGCUUUACGAAAGUAUAAGGGGAUAUCUUAUAGUGUUUGAAGCUUAUUACUGUAGUUAAUAAUAAAUACUUUGGUAUGUUAUGAAUCAAAAACUGACUGAUACGAUUUUAUAUCAUCAUGUAUAUCUUUUAAGUAACUUUUUUACUACGUAAAUGUUAGUAAAUCUGUUAUUCAUUACUCUGUAAAAUCAUUAUUUAUUUUGUAAUUCUGAAUAACAAUACCAUGAAUCGUGGUAUGUUUCUACAUACAAUCAUCUCUGAUACGUGGAUUAACAUGUACAUGUACAACGUACAAUUACGUAUCCUGUUUGUUUACAUCUGGUCGUUCUUCGAACACAUUUCCUGUAGCGUUAUCUGUAGUGUUUUGACCCAAUUUCGGUUUAAUUAUAGUAUCUUCUCCUUUUCGGCCCGAGGCUAUUUUAAUUUCGAAGGAUUAGCAAGUUGAGCACUUUGUGCAACUCUCAAAAGUAAUUACAACGAGAGUCUUAAGCAGUAAAUUCGAGUUGUCUUGAGUUAUGACCAAGUUUAUGACCAAACUUAGAGGCGUCAUUAUGACUUUCAAAAGCCGUCAUUAUGACAUAUAAAAGCUGGCAUCAUGUCAGAAUUUAAGUUUCCUUAAAUUAUGGACAAUUUUUUUUUUAAAUUAGAGGCGUCAUUACCUUUAAAACCCGUCAUCAUGACGUUUAAAAGCUGUCAUCAUAACACUGUUUUUAUUAACAUUUAAAGCCAAAUUCUUAUCAAAUUAUAAAAAUUUAAGUUACCCAAAAUCUAAAAUAUUAUUUUUCAAAAAUUAAAUUUAUUUUUCAAAAUUCUGCCGGAAAUAAUAUAAAAUUUUUUUUUCAAAAAAAUGUCAAAUUUAUGAGUCUGAAGCGUUGGCGGAAACCAUUCUUUUUUGGAGUUAAUCAACUGUGAGUAGAUUUGUUGUCAUACACUUCCAAAUUAUUGUUUGUAAACAAAGUUUUAACCAGAAAUAUUCGAAACUCUUGGAAAACAAGUUUUUGUAAUUUUACGGUCAAUUUUUAAUUUAAAUUUUGAAAUUUUUAGAGUUUAAAUUAAGUUUCUAAGGAUUUAUUAUAUUUCUUAUUGAGUUUCACAACUUUAAACUCCAGGUGGACAUCUGGACUUCAAAGACACAGCUCACUGAUAUCUCUUGAUAAUAAGCUGUGGAUUUCUUAAAAGUUUAAAACUUUAAACUCACAAAAACCUAAAACAAUGCGUUCGAACGUGAGAGCAAAGAGUAUUAGCAUUGCAAUCUUGAUCGAAGUGUACUUUUAAAGUGUUGUUAUCUCUUUUCUGUUACAAAAAGUUGUUUUUUACAGUCUGAGCGGCGAUUCAAAGAACAAAGCCGAGAACAGGUGUAACUCCUAAUUAAUUUUUUUGGGCUAGAGGUGGGGGAAGGGGGAAGGGGUUGACAUCACAAAUUAUGUGCACAAAAUGGAAAAUGAGGGUGGAUUGCCGUGACAAAAAUAGACAUAUUAUAGUAGGAUUCAAAGGUAUAAUAACAGGAUUCUGGGGACUUCUGGACCACACUGGAUGCAUUUCAGGUGGCUAGGUGAUAUAGGUGUAAGAAGAUAUGUAUGGACAUAGUAAUUAGAAAAGCAAAACCGGUUUUUACUUUUGGGUAUAAAUACUUAUUCGUCUUUCUAAUAACAUACUGUACACUAAGGUGUGAAUAACAUACUUUACAUUAAUGUAUGUACCAUAUCAUCAAGUACAGCUUUUUCAUUUUGUAUUUACUUACCUACUUCUUAUACUCGUCUUAUACUUUCAAGCGACCCUUGUAACACUUACAUUAACUUGAGAUAGCCUUGACAUAUAAUAUUUACAAAAACAAAAUUUCAAAAACAUCAUUACUACAACAGUAUAGUAUAAAAACUACAGUACAACAAUAUUUUUUGAAAUUUAAAAAUUGAUUUUAUAAAAACGAAUGUUAUAGUACAAUAUAAAAAAAUAUAGUAAUGUAUGUAUAAAUAUCAUAUCAUUUUAGGUACAUAAUAGACAGAUGGUCGACGCUAGAAGACCCCUCCCGGCUAUACCCACUGUCAGACACAGACUACAUCAGGUUUCCAGUACGGCGGAGUGUGGAUGAGAGCUACAGUAGUCAGGGCUAUGCCAAAAAGUCGCAGAAUCUGAGCUACAAAGCGCUGAAGAAGUUCACCGGAGCUGGCUCCAGGAACUGCUUCUUCACGCCGAUUCAGUGCAUGAUUCAGCACGAUAUGAGCAAGUACAAGAAGCUGGUGGACGGGAACAAGGUCAUGCAGAACUAG